This is a messenger RNA of Arachis duranensis, 2965 nucleotides long. Its product is annotated as probable receptor-like protein kinase At5g61350. The coding region runs from base 271 to 2814 and encodes 847 amino acids. Gene Ontology annotation, molecular function: transmembrane receptor protein tyrosine kinase activity; ATP binding. The transcript has a single exon. Gene Ontology annotation, biological process: protein autophosphorylation. The record is from RefSeq and is a predicted model, not a curated record. NCBI's taxonomy places the organism in Eukaryota, Viridiplantae, Streptophyta, Magnoliopsida, Fabales, Fabaceae. Gene Ontology annotation, cellular component: plasmodesma; plasma membrane.
UCCUUUUAUUACUACUCCCUCCCAACAAAGUGAACAAACUAUAUACACUCUCUUCAAUAAUUCCCUUUAGUUUCUCCAAAUCCGGAACAAGUCUAUCUCUUUUACCAUCCUGUAUACACCAUAGGCAUAUCUGCAUGAAUAGUUUAAUACUGCUAUAUCUUAAGCUUUUUUGAAUUUCUGACUAUUAAUUCAUUCAUAAAAUUAAUUACUAUUCAUGUAUUGUAGAGUAUUGUAUUCAAUUCUCAGUAUUGGAAUUUACGAAACAUAACAAUGUCUUCACGUCCACUUCUCCACCACCUUUCUCUUCUGCUUCUUCUUCUCUUCUUGUUCCUCUUAAGCCACACGAAUUGUUACACACCCUAUGUUAACUACCUCAUUGAUUGUGGCGCUUACAACCACACACACCUCAACGAUGGCAGAACCUUCAAAUCCGAUCGUCAAACCACGUCCCUCCUAUCCACAACAGAAGACAUCCAAGCUUCAAAUCACUCACCAAUCGCCAUAACCAUGCCUUCUUUUGUUCCUCCAUCAUCACUUCCAUUGUUUCAAACCGCUAGAAUCUUCGCAGACGAAUCCACAUACACCUUCUACAUCUCCCGAACCGGCGGUCGAAUCUGGAUCCGUCUUUACUUCUACGCUCUCCCUCACCCUUCCUAUGAUCUCGCAACCGCUUCAUUCUCCGUCCACACCAACCACUUUGUUCUGCUCCAUGAAUUCUCUCCCAGAAACAACGACAAUCUUGUUUUCAAGGAGUAUCUCGUUACCGUCUUUGAGAAUAGAUUCUCUCUCAAGUUCAAGCCCAUAAAGAACUCAUUCGCAUUCAUCAACGCAAUAGAGGUUGUCUCCGCCCCUGACACGCUCAUCUCCGACUCCGCCACCGCCGUUUCGCCUCACGGAGAAUUCAAAGGACUACAGCAAUCUGAGUUCCAAGUACUGUACCGCGUUAACGUCGGCGGCGCAAUCAUAGCCCCUAACAAUGACACCUUAACAAGAACAUGGGAGCCUGAUGAUACUUAUAAUGCGAAUCCAAAUGGCUCUGUAAACGUUGCUGUUCCUUACAAAGGAAUCAAAUACCCUGAAUUCGGUGGAGCAGAUUUGAUUGCUCCUAGCUUGGUUUACGCAACGGCGGUGCAGAUUAAAGAUCAUAAAGACAUGCAGUUUCAAAGCAAGGUAAAUCUAAGUUGGAUGAUGAACGUGGAGAAUAGCUACUCUUAUUUGAUAAGGUUGCAUUUCUGCGACAUUGUAAGCAAGAGUCUCAACCAAUUGGUCUUCAGUGUCUACAUCAAUGGUAUGGUUGGUGUGCCUGAUUUGGACCUUUCUUCUCAAACCAGAGAACUAGCCACAGCGUUUUACCAAGACUUUGUCCUUAACGCUUCCGCCGUCGAAAACGGUUUCAUCUUCGUUCAGGUGGAACCCGAGGAUCUCCAGCUCGGGACAAGCAACGCGAUCUUGAACGGAAUCGAGAUCAUGAAGAUGAUCAACUCGGCAAAUAGCUUCGACGGUUUGUUCUCCGUGGAUGGAGAUUACAAAGAGCAGAGUUUUCCACCCAACGCGGAGAUGCGGACGUUAGCUUUUGUUGGAUUGGUAUUGGCAUUAAUAGGCCUAGUAUUGCUAUUAAUGACAUGUGUUCAAAUGAGUAAAUCGACUAAAAGCUGGGAAGUGCAAGCAGGCUUCACUUGGUGGAUGAUCCAUCCAUUCUAUUCAAGAUCGUUUUCCAGAGUUCGCUCUCCAAGAAAAGGGCCUAAAAGGUUCUUUCAUCUCAGCGAAUUACAACGCGCCACCAACAACUUCGAGGAAAGUAGAGUGAUUGGUGUUGGAGGCUACGGUAAGGUGUAUCUUGGAAGAUUGAAAGAAGACAACAUGAAUGUGGCUAUUAAGCGAGCCAAUGGCGGUUCAGGACAAGGCUUAAAGGAAUUCAGGACCGAGCUAGACAUGCUCUCUGAGCUGCGCCACCGCCACCUUGUGUCGCUAAUAGGCUACUGCGAUGAGAACUCGGAAAUGAUCCUUGUUUAUGAGUACAUGGCUAAUGGCUCGUUUCGCUCUCACCUCUACGGUGCCAACCUCCGUCCCCUCUCUUGGAAACAGAGGCUCGAGAUUUGCAUCGGCGCCGCUCGCGGAUUGUACUAUCUCCACACCGGCGCAGCGCAGAGUAUCAUUCACCGCGAUGUCAAGACUACAAACAUCCUCUUAGAUGAAAACUACGUCGCCAAGGUUUCGGAUUUUGGAUUGUCGAAAACCGUCCCUAACAAAGCUUAUGUUAGCACUGCAGUGAAGGGAAGUUUUGGAUAUCUUGAUCCUGAGUACUUCAGAAAGCUGAAAUUGACACAGAAAUCUGACGUGUAUUCUUUUGGUGUGGUGCUUCUUGAGGCUCUGUGUGGAAGGCCGGUUAUAUGGACUUGUCCGAAUUCGACGCAACAAGUUAGCUUGGUUGAUUGGGUAAUGGAACGUUGCAAGAGAGGCAUGGUUCAUGAGGUAGUUGAUCCCUCCAUUCUUGAGAGUAUAAACCCUAAAUCCCUAAAAAUGUUUGUGGGAGCUGCUAAGAGGUGUUUGGAGGAUCAUGGUGCUGAUAGGCCUAGCAUUGGUGAUGUGUUAUGGCAUUUGGAAUGUGCUUUGCAAUUACAAGAAGGUGCAUCACAUGUUGAUGCACCAGAAUAUAAUUUGAGCGGGAAGAAUUUAAUUUGUUCUCAACAAGGAGGGCAAAAUGGAAAUUGUGAUGUGGUGGAUAAUGAUAUUGAUAAUGCAGAUAAUUUGGGUGAUAUCAAAGAUGUUAAUGCUGCUUUGUUUUCUCAGAUAGCUAACCUUCAAGGGAGGUAACAUAGGGAUUUGCAAAGGUUUCAAGAGUAUAAUUUAUACAAGUCAUUUGGAGUAAUAUUUAGACAUCAAGUAGUGAUGGAAUAAUAGAAAAUGUUGAGUAACUAACUCUUGAUUUUAUAGAGAGAUCCUAUUAAUCUCAGUGAUAUCAAAU